AUGUCUGCAGGCAUAACACGAAUAAUAAAAAAUUUCUUUAAAGUUGGUCCAGUAUCAUACUGGCGACAACUUCAACAUAUAGGAGACACAAAAGCAGGAACGUUAGUCGGUGUUGAUCGGUUUGGAAACAAGUAUUAUGAGAACAAAGAGGAGAUUUAUGGGAGAGACAGAUGGGUAGAAUAUGGGGGAACAUUAUAUAAAGAUGCAUACGAAGAUGCCAGCAUGAUUCCUCCUGAAUGGCAUCGAUGGAUCCAUAAAAUAACCGAAUACCCACCAACAGUCGAACCGCCUGCCAACCCCAUAUACAAAACCACACACAUUCCAAAUUUCACAGGAACCGAAAAAGCGUACAAACCUUAUAAUACCACCGCUCCAAAAUAUCAUGCUUGGGAGCCAAAAGGAAUUCCGCCCUCGCCAGGACAGCAAUCACCAGCGUUCCUGGAAAGAAUGAAAAAAGGUCUUCCCACCAAGCAAAGGAUAGAAGGAAUUAAACAGGUGAUUGCUGUCGCAUCAGGAAAAGGCGGAGUUGGCAAAUCUACGGUUGCUGUUAAUCUUGCAUUAGCUGUCGCCUCGUUACGGAGAAAACGCGUCGGGGUCUUGGAUGCUGAUAUUUUUGGACCUUCAAUCCCACGACUAAUGAAUUUGAAGGGUGAACCAAAUAUGACAGAUAAAGGACAGUUGAUUCCGUUGACUAAUUAUGGAGUAAAGUGUAUGUCGAUUGGAUUCUUGGUGCCGGAAGAAGAUUCACCCGUAGUUUGGCGUGGCUUAAUGGUUAUGAAAGCUUUACAACAAUUAAUUCACCAAGUCUUUUGGGAUGAAUUGGAUCUUUUGGUGAUUGAUAUGCCACCCGGAACUGGUGAUGUACAGUUGACUAUCACCCAGCAGGUCGUAUUAGAUGGAGCUGUAAUUGUCUCCACGCCUCAAGAUAUCGCGUUAAUAGAUGCAAAAAAAGGCGCGAAUAUGUUCAAGAAAGUCAAAAUACUUGGAAUCGUUCAAAACAUGUCAAUCUUUAUUUGCCCAUCCUGUCAACAUCAGACACACAUUUUUGGAAAUGAUGGCGUAUCAAAAGUCGCAAAAGAGAUGGACCUUAAAAUGUUAGGUGACAUACCAUUACACACCGAAAUUUGUGAACUAUCAGAUCGUGGUCAACCGAUUGUUAUCUCAAAACCCGAUAGCAUUCAAGCUCAAUAUUACAAGAAUAUCGCACAGAAAAUAAUGUCUGAAAUUAGACAAUCCUCCUCGUGA
Messenger RNA from Ambispora leptoticha, 1245 nucleotides. The record is from the annotation of a GenBank genome assembly. NCBI's taxonomy places the organism in Eukaryota, Fungi, Glomeromycota, Glomeromycetes, Archaeosporales, Ambisporaceae.